GAGAGAGGAGAGAGAGAGGGAGCGGGGCUGAGCGGACGAGUGACGCGCGGAGAGAGAGAGAGAGCGAGCGAGCAGGGACACAGGAGCGACGCGUGAACGGAGUGAGAGAUACGCGAGCGGUAUUUAUAUAAAAGGAGAGAAGAGCAAGCGGCUCGGCAGAACUAGAGGCGGGAGGUAGCUCGGGGCAUUGAGAAACAAGCAACAAGAUCGACACCCACUUGGGGGAAGCCCACACCAUUGACAGACGAGGACAUCCGGAGCACAAAGUGUGACGAGCCACUUGAACCGAGACAAAGUAGGAAUAUAACCGACAAGACAUCAGAUAUAAGAGAGGUACCAGAGAAACAUCGGUGACGAGCCCUAGAGAGGACACACACCAGCGUCAACAGCAUAGACUGCAAGGCAGCGUGUGGGACGCAGGUGUCGUGGUCACAGCCAUGGUCUCUCCAGCCACACUCUUGAUUCUGCUGGGCAGCAUCGCCCUCUCAUCGCACCAGGGUCCGCGCGGAGCGAGCGCGGACACGGUCCGAUCCAGCUUCAUCCACCGUCAGCUGCGCUCUCACGAGAGGCGUGAGCUACAGAGGGAGAUCCUCUCCAUCCUGGGGCUGCCUCAUCGACCCAGACCCCCGGCUCCCACCGGCAGGCAGAGCGCGGCCCCACGCUUCAUGCUGGACUUGUACAACUCCAUGCCUGCAGAGGCUGGCGGCGGCGGCGGUGGUGGUGGUGGUGGUGCCACCGUGGGUUCUGCUCAAUAUCAUUAUCAGUACCAGAACCAGCAGCAGCAGCAGGGAUCAUCACCACCAUCAUCCAUACUCAUCGGCCGUGGACCACCACCUCUGCUGGGAGCUUCACAUCUGACGAGUCCCCAGGAAAGCAACUUUCUGAGCGACGCUGACAUGGUCAUGAGCUUCGUGAACAUGGUGGAGAAGGAGGGCGAGUUCCCACCGGAGAGACGGCACCACAAGCAGUUCCGCUUCGACCUGUCGCGCAUCCCCGGCGGCGAGGCCGUCACCGCGGCCGAGUUCCGCAUCUACAAGGAGCGCGCGUCGCUGCGCCACGACAACGAGACGUUCCGAGUCGCCGUCUUCCAGAUCCUGCGGGACCGGCAGUCGGACUUGUUUCAGCUCGACAGCCGCGUGGUGUGGGCCACGGAGGAGAGCUGGCUGGUGUUCGACAUCACGGCCACGUCCAACCUAUGGCUCAUGAGCCCCAAACAAAACCUGGGCUUACAGCUGCGCGUGGAGACGAUGAGCGGAGAGAGCAUCAACCCAUCGGCGGUCGGGCUGGUGGGCAGGCAAGGGCAGCAGGACAAGAUGCCCUUCAUGGUGGCUUUCUUCAGGGCCAGCCAAUUGCGUCUGCGCUCGGCUCGAGCGGUGGGGCGCAAGCGAAAGGGCAGCCGCAACAAGGGCCGCAGAGGGCCCAAACAGGACAUUUCCCGGGCGUUCAAAAUGACCGAUUAUAACAGCAGUGAGCAGAAACAGACCUGCAAGAUUCGCGAAAUGUACGUCAGUUUCCGGGAUCUAGGCUGGCUGGAUUGGAUCAUUGCGCCGGGCGGCUACGCCGCCUACUACUGCGACGGCAACUGCAGCUUCCCCUACGGCGUGCAUAUGAACGCGACGAACCACGCCAUCGUGCAAACCCUGGUUCACCGAAUGAAGCCCGAGGCCGUGCCCAUGCCCUGCUGUGCCCCCACCAAGCUCAGCGCCAUCUCCAUCCUCUACUUCGACAACAACUCGAACGUGAUCCUCAAGAAGUACCGCAACAUGGUGGUGCGCUCGUGCGGCUGCCACUGACCUCUGACCUCCGGGCGGUUCCCUCCCUGGCCGCUCGCGUCGCAAGGACCGCGGUUUCAGCCAUCGCGGUACGAGCCCGACGCUGCUGGCGCGUCGUCGAGAUAAACUAAAACUAAAAGAUAUUCUUGUGAUAUGAAUCUCUGCAGUCACGAAGGCUUUAAAUCAAAAUUUUAAACUAAACAAUUUUUUUUAUCACUUUUUUUUUAUUUUAGCAGGUAAGGCCCACCG
Molecule: messenger RNA, 2021 nt
Organism: Petromyzon marinus (sea lamprey)
Lineage: Eukaryota; Metazoa; Chordata; Hyperoartia; Petromyzontiformes; Petromyzontidae
Product: bone morphogenetic protein 7-like
Cellular component (GO): extracellular region
Molecular function (GO): growth factor activity; cytokine activity
Source: RefSeq, a predicted model, not a curated record